GCUGGAGGGAAGGAGGUGAGACCGUCCGGCCCCUCCGCCCAGAGGAACCGGCCGGAGCAGCGGCCCCCCACCCCAAAACCCCCCCGGCGACAUGAGUGGCGAGAGGAGGCCGUCGCUGUGGCUGUGGCUGCUGGUCUUCGUGUCCCUGGGCGGCUGGCACCGGGGGGACGGGACCGCCGCCCCCGCCUCUGCGCCACAGGGUUGUGUCUGUAAAGGUAAAGGCCGCUGCUAUUGUGAUGGAACUAAAGGCAAUAAGGGGGAGAAAGGUUUUCCUGGUUCUCCAGGGGCUGUUGGCUUGGAAGGAUUUCCUGGACCUGAAGGGUUACCUGGACCUCAGGGACCUAAGGGUUUUCCAGGACUUACUGGUUCAGCUGGACCUAAAGGUGUAAGGGGGAUGACAGGGCAACCGGGUUUUUCAGGUCUACCUGGACUUCCAGGUGAUCCUGGGAAUGUUGGUCCCUUUGGACUACCUGGUCUUCCCGGAUGCAACGGAACCAAGGGUGAACGGGGAUUCACAGGUUAUGAUGGAACUCCAGGCUAUCCAGGGUUACCGGGUCCAGAUGGCGCCAAAGGGGAAAAGGGGACCCCUGCUCAUGGAGAAAUUGGAACUAGUGGAAGAGGCGACCCUGGAGUGUCAGGCAUCCGAGGAUUUCAGGGUUUACCUGGCCCUCAGGGCAUUCCUGGACCAGUUGGAUCGCAAGGCCCUCCGGGAUUCUUAGGUUUCCCAGGAGCCAUAGGACCUCCAGGACCCAAGGGUCACAUGGGUGUUAAAGGCAUAGGAGAGAAAGGCAAUCCGGGUGUGAAAGGAUUAACAGGACCACCCGGACAACCAGGAACAGUAAUUGUGACGUUAACUGGACAAGAUAAUACAACGGACAACAAAGGGGAUAAAGGAGAGAAAGGUGCAAGGGGACCACCAGGUUCACCGGGACCACCAGGAGAACCGGGAGACUCUUAUGCGUCUGAAAAAGGUGCCCAAGGAGAACCAGGAUCUGAGGGAAAACCUGGAAAAGACGGUGUCCCUGGCCAGCCUGGAUUUCCGGGAGUCAAGGGAGAGGAAGGUGUCACUGGAUUAAGUGGAGAAGCUGGUCUCAAGGGCUGGAAGGGAGACAUUGGCCCAGCAGGAUUCCCUGGUCAAACAGUGUACUAUGAUAUAACCCAGGAAAAGGGAGAUGAAGGGUUGCCAGGGCCAAAAGGACUUAGAGGACCCCGUGGCCCACAGGGGCCAGAAGGUCAUCAAGGGAUGGGUGGCAGGCCUGGUGCAUCGAUGCCAGGUGCCAGAGGCAGACCUGGACCUCCAGGCACAAAAGGGAGGAAAGGGGAACGAGGACGUCCUGGAAGGAAUGAAGUGGGGAUCCCUGGAAUACCCGGGAAUCCAGGCACACCAGGCUUCAUGGGAUUUCCAGGCCCACCAGGAUUACCAGGUAAAGUAACUUUUCAGACUGGUCCACCAGGAGUCCGUGGCUGGCCAGGCAGUUUGGGGGAUCCAGGAUUACCAGGAGCCUAUGGACCCAAAGGAGAAGCAGGACACCUGUGUACUCAGUGCAUUUGCACACCAGGAGCCCCUGGCGUUCCAGGCUUCCCUGGCUCCGAUGGUGAAGCAGGAGUGAGAGGAGGACAAGGAGCCGAUGGUCCAAAGGGGAGCCCAGGAAAUCCAGGAAUUGCAGGCCUUCCAGGGUUUCCAGGUUUACCAGGUUCUCAUGGUGGCCAAGGACUUAAAGGAGAAAAAGGAGAACCAUCUCACUUAGGAUUGGAGGGGCAAGUAGGAUCCAGAGGGGAUCCAGGGAUUGGAGGGGAUCCAGGAAGAAAAGGCUCUGAUGGAAUUCCUGGGAGGCCUGGAAUAAAAGGAUUACCUGGACCGAAAGGUGAACCGGUCCUGAAUGGGGAAAAAGGGGACAGGGGCUUUCUGGGAAAGCCUGGAAAGCCAGGACUUCCUGGACCUAUGGGGUUAGCUGGGCCAUCCACCUAUGGACCACAAGGAGAACAGGGUCCAAAGGGAGCCCAAGGAGUCCCCGGAUUUCCUGGGAUGCCUGGAAACACCGGUCCUAAAGGAGAAGUUAGUAUAGCGAAGCCAAUUCCUGGCCCACCUGGUCUUCCGGGCCUACCUGGGCUACCUGGCCCACCAGGUCCAAUAGGUGUUGUAGGCUCAGUGGGGAAAUGUGGUGAUCCAGGACUCCCAGGACCUGAUGGUGAAUCAGGAAGUCCAGGAUUUGUAUUUCCUGGACCUCCUGGGCCUAAAGGGGAUAGAGGCAAAAUGGGGACGAAAGGAUUACCCGGUUAUCCAGGAGAAAUGGGAAAGCCAGGGACACCUGGAAUACCAGGAUUCCCAGGAGCAAAGGGAGAUCCAGGGCUAGCUAUUCCUGGAACCCAAGGGAAAAAGGGUUUUCCAGGAGAAAGCGGAAAUAUGGGGGAGUAUGGAGGGAGAGGACCUCCUGGACUUCCAGGUCCCCCCGGAUUCCCAGGACACAAAGGGCCCAUUGGGCCCCAAGGAGAGCCUGGUUUACCAGGAGCUCCAGGAGAUAUAGGAUUUCCCGGAGAAUGCAUACUAUGUGCCACGGGCUUCCCAGGACUUCCAGGCCUAAAUGGAUUAAAAGGACAACAAGGAGAAAGAGGGUUGAAAGGAUCAAAGGGGGACCCUGGAAUUCCAGGUUUGGAUAGAUCUGGAUUUCCUGGUGAUUCUGGGCCACCAGGAAUCCCAGGUCAACAAGGCAAGAUAGGACCACCUGGUUCAAAGGGACAUUCGGGAAGACAAGGUCAUUUAGGAGCACCAGGCCAUAAAGGAGAAGCUGGAUUGAUGGGGCAACCAGGAUUGAUUGGACAUCCUGGUUUUUCUGGAAGCCCAGGCCUCCCAGGAUUCAGAGGUGACUUUGGAAUUCCAGGGCUGAAGGGGGAGAAAGGAUGCAGUGGGCCAAGAGGGGAGCCAGGUGAUAAAGGAAAUCGAGGAUCGUCUGAAACCUCUUUCUUCCUGGGAGACAAAGGAGACCAGGGCCCAAAAGGACCUCCAGGAGACAAAGGUUGGAAAGGAGACAAAGGGUAUCCAGGUCCACCAGGCUUGAAAGGUCUUGCUGGGAGACCUGCCCCACCAGGUCCACCAGGUGUGAGGGGAGCUCCAGGUGUCACUGGGACUCCUGGAGCACCAGGAUUAGUUGGAAUUCCUGGAAGAAAAGGGAGCAUGGGAAUGCCAGGUGCUAAGGGAGAGCGAGGAACUUCAGGUUUCCCAGGCCCACAGGGAAGACCCGGUCUCCCCGGUACAACUGGAAUGCAUGGGGACAAGGGAGAAGCAGGCUAUGGAGUGGGUACCCAACCAGGCCCAGAAGGGCCAAAGGGUGAUCCGGGACCUCCAGGACCCUUGGGCAGUAAAGGUGUAAGAGGUCCACCAGGCCUGCCAGGACUUUUAGGCCCUGAAGGGAUUGAUGGAAAUCAAGGAAAUUAUGGAGACCCUGGCACUCCAGGAGAGCCUGGUCCAGAUGGUGAUUUGGGGCAUAAAGGAAGCAAAGGUGUCCCUGGAUAUCCAGGAAAGAAAGGCCCUCAAGGAAUGCCAGGAUUGCCAGGACCAUCUGGAAAAAUGGGUGAAAAGGGUAACCAAGGGCGUGAUGGAAUUCCUGGUCCACCAGGGGAGAAGGGAGAGCAAGGUCUGAUGGGGGCACCUCGGGGUCCAAAUGGCAUUCCUGGUCCUAAAGGAAACAAAGGAGACAUGGGAUUCCCGGGUUCACCUGGAGAACCAGGUUUAAAAGGGAUGAUGGGAAAUGUAGGACCAGAGGGACCCUUGGGAUCAAAAGGACCUCCAGGAUUCCCAGGUUUCCCUGGCUCACUAAUUCCCGGACAGAAAGGAGAUCAAGGACCUCCAGGCUUGAGAGGAAGACCAGGUGAUCCUGGACCACCAGGACAACCUGGGAACUCAGCCAGAGGCAUGAAAGGUGAAAAAGGUUUUAUGGGAACUCCAGGUCCAGAAAGACCACCAGGGAGUAUAGGAGACCCUGGGCCUCCAGGGCAUCCUGGAAGGCCAGGUGCCCCAGGUUUUCCAGGUCUUAGAGGUGAUCCUGGUUUCCAAGGUUUACCUGGCAAUACAGGAGAAAAAGGUAAUCAAGGACUUCCAGGACUAUUUGGUCCCCCAGGGCCAAUCGGACUAAAAGGACCACCUGGACCACCUGGGCAGCCCGGAGCAAUUAAAGGACUCUCUCUGAUAGGAAGCCCAGGACCUCCUGGUAUACCUGGAGCACCGGGAAUGCAAGGGGAUCCGGGACCACCAGGAGCAGUUGGAGAACCAGGAUCUCGCGGGCCAAGAGGUUGGCCAGGAUAUGAUGGAAAACCAGGAACUAUGGGACUAGAUGGAGAGAAAGGCAGUAAAGGGAUUAAAGGACAAACAGGAUUACCUGGCUCAGUCGGAUAUCCAGGGUUAAAGGGAAAACCUGGGACCUCUGGACCUCCUGUAUCUGAUUCACCACCGACAAGAGGCUUCAUCUUCACCCGGCAUAGCCAGUCAAUGGAGAUUCCUUCUUGCCCUGGAGAAACCAUGCCACUCUAUAGUGGUUACUCUCUUCUCUUUGUUCAAGGAAAUGAAAGAGCCCAUGGACAAGACCUUGGAACACUUGGUAGCUGCCUACAGCGAUUUUCCACCAUGCCUUUCUUAUUCUGUAAUAACAAUGAAGUAUGCAAUUUUGCCUCACGCAAUGACUAUUCAUAUUGGCUGUCAACAGCGACACUGAUGCCCAUGGACAUGGCCCCCAUUACUGGAAGGGCUUUGGAGUCUUAUAUUAGCAGAUGCACCGUCUGUGAAGGUUCUGCAAUGUCCAUUGCAGUUCACAGCCAAACCACUGACGUUCCCUCGUGUCCUCAAGGCUGGAUUUCCCUCUGGAAAGGAUUUUCUUUUGUGAUGUAUACAAGCGCAGGCUCCGAAGGCUCGGGGCAAGAACUGGCCUCCCCCGGAUCCUGCUUGGAAGAAUUCCGGCCCAGUCCCUUUAUAGAAUGUCAUGGUAGAGGGAGCUGCAGCUAUUACUCCAACUCCUACAGUUACUGGUUGGCUUCACUAAAUCCAGGAAGAAUGUUCAGAAAGCCUAUUCCAGCAACUGUGAAAGCUGGGGAACUCGAGAAGAUAAUCAGUCGCUGCCGGGUCUGCAUGAGGAGCAAUCUUUGAUGAUUUCUCAGGAAGAGAAUAACUCUAUUUUUAUUGUAGACAGCUAAUUAGCUUCAUGGAAUGUGCCUUCUUUAAAAUACAGCACUAUAUCUCAGGCCUGAACUACAGAAUCUACCAGUAGAAUAUUGUAAUGGCCAAAUUUGACACCGUUUUCCCCACGCCCCCACCUCUUUGCUUUUGUAUUUUCCUUUUAAUUUUUUGAAAAUGACAAAGUACUUUCUUCAUGUUAACGUUUUUUACCUCUACCUUUUAAGACAUUGGCAUUUUUAAGACAAAUUUUUUUUCACUUACCUUAUACUUUAGAUACUAGCUAAAUUAGAUAUCAUCAAUCAAAGCCUGUAACAUACAGGUCCUAAAAGGAUUGAUUUUCAAUGGCUUAUUUUCCAAUUGCACUUUUGUAAUAUUUUAAAAUAUACCUACACUUAACUCCUAUCUCCCCUUCACACCUUUCCCCACCUCAGGCACCACAAAACCUCUUCUGUUCUCCCUUAUAUAUUUCUUAAGAAAUCUUCCCCCUGUUAAGAAUAUUGUACUUUUCCCCCCCCUUGACUUCCCACUACCAUUUUAGACCAAGAAUCCAGGAAGGAACCUUGCACACUGUCUGGCUAAUCAGGCUCUGAGCAGAUGCUCUGCAGUGCACACAUUCCAGCUAUUUAUGGUAUUAAUCACUUGUCUUUGGACUUGUUUCCAAAUUACUAUUUACAAAGUAAACUGGAAAAGUGCAGGAAAUAAAACUGCCGAUUGAGAGAACCUGGUAACUGGAGGAAAUUAUUUCAUAAACAUUUUCUUCUCGGUGCUCUGAA
Ornithorhynchus anatinus (platypus) is the source of this 5937-nucleotide messenger RNA. RefSeq names its product collagen type IV alpha 3 chain (gene COL4A3). Lineage: Eukaryota; Metazoa; Chordata; Mammalia; Monotremata; Ornithorhynchidae. Gene Ontology annotation, cellular component: basement membrane; collagen trimer. The transcript has 52 exons. Gene Ontology annotation, molecular function: extracellular matrix structural constituent. The record is from RefSeq and is a predicted model, not a curated record. The coding region runs from base 92 to 5134 and encodes 1680 amino acids.